UAGUUUUUCAUACAUAAUACAAAAUACACAUAACCAACAUAAUUCUUGUGUAGCGGUCUCUAUCUGUUCUCGAAUAAUUUUUAACGUUAUUGAUAAAAUGUUGAAUUAUUUUUAUAAAACACUGACAGAAAAUUAGAAAUUGAAAUUAAGAAUUGACAACAAUAAAUAUUUAUUUGGAUGAAAACAAGUGUGUGUAUAUGUGUGGAGUUGUAUAUGUAUGUAUAUAUAAGUGUCAUAUAAAUUAUAUGACAAGUGUAUUUUUUGUAACAUUGAGGAAGAUUACGUUUUAUAUCUGACAUAUACAUUAUGUUGGAAAAACCAUCUGGUCCGGAUAAUCAAUUAUCCAAGGAAGAUUAUUUAAUAAUGAGAGCUAAAGAAGCAUUGCCGAUCGAUAUUUAUGCUGCUAAAUCGUGGCUAAUUACUGCAAAAUCUUUAUUUCCGCAUAGUGCAAAAGUUCAGUUUGAAGCGUAUCGAAUUGAAAAACUGUCAAAAAAUGUAAAAGAAGCGGCAAAAUGCUUCAGCGAAAUAUUUCAAAAUUUUCCGGACGAUCGUGACAUAUGGAAAGAGAUAGAAAUGGUAACAACAUGCCUUCGCUUGGAACAAUGUGACAGUGAGGCAGAAUUUUUGUGUCAAAUGUUUCAACACAUUCCACAGGAUUUGCAGCACAGAUUGCUUGUGAUGACAGCUGAUCACAGCGAAGACACGAUGGAGCAUUGCAAAUUAUUACUCUUAUUACUUCGCAGAUUUCCUCAAACUAUAGCAACUCAUGGACCACGCUUGGUGGAGACUCUCUUAACUGCCGAGAAACAUAGCCAUCCAGGCCGAGCUGUAAAUGGUUUCAGAAGAUUAUUGGCAUGCGAUGCAUUGCCAUUGCUUGGUGCUGCUCCAGUAGAAUUAAAUCCUCGUCUCAGUUUAAGAUUGCUCUGUAAGGCUGUAGAAUUUUAUUUAGCAUAUAUACAGCAGCCACAGGAUGGGCAAAUUCAAAAUCCAUGGGACAGACUUUUCCAAAUAGUGGAAUUAAUAGGCAAGAAAUUAGGAUGGGAAUUGAGCAGUUUAUUUUCUACGUCUUGGAAUCGCGACACGUACAGCGAUAGAUUACAACAGUACGCAAUUGCACACAGUACAGGCCUGUGCGAUGAGCUUAUAGUCAGACAAUUACUGAUGUGUACAGUUGUAAUAUUAUUGAGAAUAUUGAACGAACAUGCCACUCUUAUUAACAAUGACGAGACACUGUAUUGCCUAGUAGAGGCUUUUGGAGAAGGAAUACAUUCUUCCACAGAGCCGAAAUUGAAAAAACGAAAACGAGAGGAUAAUACGGCUGUAAUAGUAACUAGUGACAGUGAUUACAAUGGUAAUGGUCUAGCAUUGGCAGUAAAAUUAUGGGACUUAUUGCACAGCAGUGACUAUCUUCAAAGGGAAAUCGGCAAAUUGAGUCAACAGUUACGAUUAGAUACCUGGUUGAACCCAUUCUUAACGGAUUUGGCAAUGUACAAAGGCUUACAUCAUGAAGUAUUAGCUAGAUUGUCAGUAGAAGGCAAAAGUUUAUCUGUUAAUCUUCGUUUGGCCAGUACAUGUUUCUUUUUGAGAGAUUAUAAGGAAAUGUUGGAACAUAUUGUUCUGGUAGCAAGUUCAUUACCCACAGUAACAGGCAAGGUGUCUCAUAAUUUGACAGUUCCAAGCGUAAGGCAUUUACAUUAUUUGACACUGGCCCGUUUUCCUAUUUUACAAUAUUGUUGCAAAUUGCUUCUUUUAGCUAUAAAGGAAAAUUUUUCAUUACUUGGAAAUGUCGGGGACUUGGCUAUUGGGCAUGCAUUGGUCCUAAUACAGAUAGAUUGGCCACAAGAAGCUAGUACUUUGACUGCGAUAAUGGAACGAAUUCUUAGUCGCGGAAGUUUUUCUUACCCGUUAUUUCAAACGUAUAUAAUAUGCGUAGAUAUUUUGGAAGAAUUAACAUAUUUAUGGACUGAACAUGGUGGUGGAGUAUCACUCGACAUAACUGUAGGCGCGGGGGUUUUACAAAAUCGCCGUAUCGCUACUCGCGGUGCUGAUAAAGGAGUACGCGAGGAGGUAAAGCAAGCCAUGCGUCGACAAGCGGCACGGGACGGCAUUGAUCCUCUAGACGAAUUGUUACAGAAAUUCAUAGUCAAUGAUAAAACCGCCAUCCUACAUGCUUUAAUUAUUUCAUGAAUUAACUUUAGAUCUUGCUAUUUGUUAUGACUUGUGAUACACAGUAAAAUUUUAUAUAUGAAAUAUUUAGAAAUAAUUAUGUUGUUUCAUUCAGUAACAAUGACAAAUAAUUUGUGAAGAUUUUAGAAUGAUGUAGAGUUUUAUACAAUUAAAAGAACAUAUUGCUUUAUUUAUCACAUAAAAUCCCAAUUUACAUAUUAAAUAUAUGUAUUGAGCAUAAAGUGGAAAUUAAAAUUUUGAGAUUUAUAAAAAAA
This is a messenger RNA of Cataglyphis hispanica, 2441 nucleotides long. It is a transcript of the gene IntS10, whose product is annotated as integrator complex subunit 10. Gene Ontology annotation, cellular component: integrator complex. Bases 307 to 2187 code for a protein of 626 amino acids. Gene Ontology annotation, biological process: snRNA processing. The record is from RefSeq and is a predicted model, not a curated record. Lineage: Eukaryota; Metazoa; Arthropoda; Insecta; Hymenoptera; Formicidae. The transcript has 9 exons.